This is a messenger RNA of Kazachstania africana CBS 2517, 690 nucleotides long. It is a transcript of the gene HAP2, whose product is annotated as transcription activator HAP2. The transcript has a single exon. The record is from RefSeq and is a predicted model, not a curated record. The coding region runs from base 1 to 690 and encodes 229 amino acids. NCBI's taxonomy places the organism in Eukaryota, Fungi, Ascomycota, Saccharomycetes, Saccharomycetales, Saccharomycetaceae. Gene Ontology annotation, cellular component: CCAAT-binding factor complex. Gene Ontology annotation, molecular function: RNA polymerase II cis-regulatory region sequence-specific DNA binding; DNA-binding transcription factor activity, RNA polymerase II-specific. Gene Ontology annotation, biological process: regulation of transcription by RNA polymerase II.
AUGUCUAAUAUCGAACAGCAUUCAGUUUCGUUAAGUGAGGAGGCUGAAAAUUAUCCAGCAUCUGAGUCAGAACCGUUACAGCAAGAUCCCAGGUCUCCCAUGAACUUGAGUACGUCCAGUGGGACUCUAGUACCGACUUCUGCUGAUCUAUAUUUAUAUAAUAAGCUUAAUGACUCUAUAGGUAAGCCUGAUAUCAACGGGGAGGAUAAUAUCAGUAGGGAAAUUGAGGGAGAAGUCUCGCCAGCUUCCCAACCAGUUUCUGCCAGCUACGUAUCGAUAAAUUCAGAGAUAUUCAAGGCCAGUAAUGGGACGAAUAAUUCUACCUACACAACGAAGCCUUUGAGAACUAAUGAAGGUAGUAAUGUAAAGGGCGAGCCAAACUCGUUAGUUCAAGAAAGUAAUAGCAACAAAGACGACGCAACAGAAGAGAAUGAUAAAGAUCUCACACCAGAACAGCCAUUUUAUGUAAAUGCUAAACAGUACUACAGGAUGCUUAAGAGACGGUAUGCAAGGGCCAAGCUUGAGGAACAUUUAAGGAUAUCUAAAGAAAGGAAACCUUAUCUACAUGAAUCGCGUCACAAGCAUGCGAUGAGAAGGCCGAGAGGUCAAGGUGGUAGAUUUCUUACAGCUGCUGAAAUUGAGGCUUUGAAAACGAGCAAUGCUGACAGUCUGGACGAUAAAGAAGACUGA